AUGGCUGAAUCUCAGCGUCGCCCGCGUGUCUACUUCGACAUUCAGAUUGGCAAGCAGAAGCCCAAUCGCGUCACUCUGGAGCUGUUCAACGAUGUUGUUCCCAAGACCGCAGAAAACUUCCGUGCUCUCUGCACUGGGGAGAAGGGCAUGGGAAAGCAGGGAAAGCCAUUGAGCUUCAAGGGCUCCAUCUUCCACCGCGUGAUCAAACAGUUCAUGAUUCAGGGUGGUGACUUCACUGCCUUCAACGGAACCGGAGGCGAAUCCAUCUACGGCGAGAAAUUCCCCGACGAGAACUUCGAGCUCAAGCAUGACAGACCCUUCCUCCUCUCGAUGGCCAACUCCGGCCCCGGGACCAACGGCAGCCAGUUCUUCAUCACCACUGUCCCCACUCCUCAUCUGGAUGGCAAGCACGUGGUCUUCGGUGAAGUGAUCAACGGCAAGAGUGUUGUUCGCAAGAUCGAGAACCUCCCCACCCAGUCCGACAAGCCCACCACCGACGUGACCAUCGUCGACUGCGGUGAGCUCGCUGGUCAGGCUUAUGACGAUGCUACCAAGCAGGUUUCCGAUGCCACCGGCGACCCUUACGAAGACUUCCCCGAUGACCACCAAGGUGAAGAGCUCAAUGCUCAAGUCUGCUAUAAGAUUGCCUCUGAGCUCAAGAACUUCGGAAACACCGCCUUCAAGAGUGGCGACCUUGCUCUCGGGCUCGAGAAAUAUGAGAAGGGUCUGCGUUACCUGAACGAGUUCCCCGAUCCCACCGACGAUGACCCAAAGGAACUGGGACCGCAGCUGAAGGCUCUCCGUUUCACCCUGUACUCCAAUUCCUCGCUCCUCGCGAACAAGCUCGGCCAGUACAAGAAUGCUCAGAACUGGGCUACCUACGCGCUGGACGUCGCUACCGAUGCCAACGCCAAAGAUGCGGAUAAGGCUAAGGCCCUGUACCGCCGUGCUGUCGCUCACACUGGUCAAAAGGAGGAGGACGAGGCUCUGAAGGAUCUCCAGGAGGCCUCGAAGCUGGCUCCCGGUGAUGCCGGCAUCACCAACGAGAUUGCCAAGGUGAAGAAGGCCAUCAAGGACCGUGAGGCCAAGGAAAAGGCCGCCGCUAGGAGAUUCUUCUCAUAA
Molecule: messenger RNA, 1122 nt
Organism: Aspergillus clavatus NRRL 1
Lineage: Eukaryota; Fungi; Ascomycota; Eurotiomycetes; Eurotiales; Aspergillaceae
Product: putative peptidyl-prolyl cis-trans isomerase Cpr7
Exons: 5
Coding region: 1-1122 (373 amino acids)
Biological process (GO): protein peptidyl-prolyl isomerization; protein folding
Cellular component (GO): intracellular membrane-bounded organelle
Molecular function (GO): protein binding; peptidyl-prolyl cis-trans isomerase activity
Source: RefSeq, a predicted model, not a curated record